Messenger RNA from Trifolium pratense (red clover), 1603 nucleotides. Its product is annotated as mitochondrial outer membrane protein porin 6. Gene Ontology annotation, molecular function: voltage-gated monoatomic anion channel activity. Lineage: Eukaryota; Viridiplantae; Streptophyta; Magnoliopsida; Fabales; Fabaceae. The record is from RefSeq and is a predicted model, not a curated record. The coding region runs from base 196 to 1029 and encodes 277 amino acids. The transcript has 7 exons. Gene Ontology annotation, cellular component: mitochondrial outer membrane. Gene Ontology annotation, biological process: monoatomic anion transmembrane transport.
AUAAAAAGGAAAAACUCAGCAGCUCAAUAAUAAAAAAAUUGCAGCGACUGCCACUUGCCCACUUGUAUCAGAAGCAACAAGUAGUAGUCGCACUGAAUCUUUCUCGCCGUAAAAAGCAAAAGCUGCUCGUAAAACGUAGCCGGACUUAAUCGCCGGCACCACAAACUGUUUUGCUGCAUUUCAUUCUGAUUCAUUAUGGCCAAUGGUCCAGCACCGUUUUCCGAGACUGGCAAAAGAGCAAGAGACCUGUUGUACAAGGAUUAUAACUUCGACCACAAGUUUAUCUUUUCAGUGCCAAAUUCCACUGGAUUGGGUCUUACAGCUACAGGGUUGAAGAAGGAUCAAUUUUUUGUUGGUGACAUAAGUGGACUUUACAAGAGUGGAAACGUUGCAGUGGAUGUCAAAGUUGAUACACACAAUAAUGUAUCUACAAAAGUGACUUUGAACGAUGUUUUCCACAGUAAAAAGGUAGCUUUGAGCUUCAAUAUACCUGAUCACAAGUCAGGAAAGUUGGAUGUGCAGUAUCUUCAUCCUCAUGCAGCCAUUGAUUCCAGUAUUGACUUGAACCCGGCCCCUCGAUUGGAGCUUUCAGCUGCAAUUGGAAGCAAAGAUAUAUCCAUUGGUGGUGAGGUUGGAUUCAAUACAACUUCUGCUUCAUUCACGAAAUAUAAUGCCGGAAUUGCCUUCAAUAAACCAGAUUUCUCUGCAACACUUAUGCUGGCUGAUAAAGGAGAGGCCCUGAAGGCAUCAUACAUUCAUUAUGUGGACCGCCCAGAUGAAUUAACAGUUGCUGCUGAACUUGCUCACAAACUGUCCUCAUCCGAGAACAGAUUCACCAUUGGAACCUCACAAUUAAUAGAUCCAAAAACAGUUUUGAAGACUCGAUUCAGUGAUGAUGGUAAAGCUGCCUUCCAAUGCCAACGAGCGUGGAGGCCAAAUUCACUCAUAACCCUGUCUGCUGAGUACAACUCCACAAAGAUCUUUGGUUCACCUGCCAAAUUUGGUCUUGCUCUUUCUCUCAAGCCUUAAACUGGUUUGCCAAUUAAACCCUAUUUAAUAACUUUUAAACUUUAGCAUUCUAUCAUUUUACACUGUUGCCAUUACCCCUGGAGGGAUGUUUCAAGCCCUAUCAUAUCAUAAGGUAAACCAAAGGAAUCAGUAUCAUUUGUGAAUUCUUCUAAAGCAACAUGGGAAAGAGACCCAGUUUUGAAAACUUACAUAAUGACAUUUUUGUAGCCAAUUUAUAGUACUGCCAUUCAAUAUCUGACAUAUGCUUUUGGGGCCAAAUUUUAUUUAUUUCAAAACGAUUCAUAGUGACGUGGAUAAUUGGUGCCUGAGGUCUAAUUUCAUUAUUUUAGUAACAUCUUCUCAUAUAACCCAACUUUGGUUUAUCAUUCUAUUCCUCUGAGCAGUUGAAUGGUUACAAAGGGGAUGUUUUGUACUAAGGAUGUAGUAUGAAUAGGAGUAAUAAGGUGCUGGAAACGAAUACAUCGGUUUGUGUGAAUAAAUUCAAUGAUAUGUAUUAUCUUUUUUGAGAUGAUUACAUUUUGGAUACUGAUGUUUAUUAAGGCACGUUUGAUUAAGAUUACUCUAAUAGUUAAAA